This is a messenger RNA of Pogona vitticeps (central bearded dragon), 2305 nucleotides long. RefSeq names its product small integral membrane protein 13 (gene SMIM13). The record is from RefSeq and is a predicted model, not a curated record. NCBI's taxonomy places the organism in Eukaryota, Metazoa, Chordata, Lepidosauria, Squamata, Agamidae.
UGGUUGCCGGGCGAAUCGCCUCAAAUCAAACUACAUUUCCCAUGGGUUCGUUCGCUGUUGCUAGGGUGGAAAGGAAGAUCACCCAUGUCCGGGUGAUGGAAGACGAAGCGCUUUCCUUCCCGGGCUGCUCUUCCCUCCUUGCCAGGCGCCCAGCUCUUUCUGCGGCGGCCGUCUUGUGAGGGAAGGGAAACAAAAUGUCUGUGCCUCGAGGGGAACGGGUCUCUGGUCCUUCUCCCCGUCCCUCACAAGGAGUGAUGGAGGUGGUUAGGCUCGGAACCGUCAGCAAAUAAUGCGGAGCUUCUUUCUUGGCUCGCCUCAGCCGCAGGCUUCUCGUCUUCCAGAUUUCCGCAUCCAUCCGCUUCGCCUUUGCUUUUUCACGCUGGAAAAACCCUUUCCGGUUAUUUUAGCUUCGGCUGCAGCCCCUCUCCUAUCCGCUUGCGUUCAAUUUUAGCUCUUGCUGUUUCUGGCUUCGCCCUGUUCCCUUGGAACUCCCUGCCUCUUGAUUGGCGGUGGGAAGACCUUGGACGGGAAGAGUCGCCAUCCAGAUCGUAAGCGCGCGCCUUUGCUUUCCCAGCCGAGCAGCUUGCCUGCUGCUGCUGCUACUCUUGAGUUUUUCGCUCGCCCUUUCACUGGCCACUCGCCCCCUCGGAGCAAAGUCGAGAUGUGGCUCUUGCCUUCCUCCUCCUCCUCCUCCUCCUCGCGGUUGAUGAGCCGGAACUGUGGAGACCAGAGCAGCCCCAGGUCAUAACUGCGAAAAUGUGGCAAAGCAUUGGCCUGACAUUGUUGGUCAUUGUGGCCACCUUGGCUUGUGUCCUGCUGUUCAUGCUAUGUGGUUGGUAUGUGGUGUGGCAGCUCUUCUUAUCCAAGUUUAAGUUCUUACGAGAGCUUAUAGGAGAUACAGGAUCUCAACAGGGAGAUAAUGAAGUCACUGAGCCAGAGGCUGAACAGGAUGCAUCACCCACUCCUCAAAGGAGUAGACAGAAAGCAGCCCGGCAGCGAAGGGCACCUGUUGAAGAUGCAACUUAAGGCAGGAUGAUGAGAUCAUUCUCAAGUGACUAACACAGCACAGCUGUGAUUAUAACAACUGGUUCUACUGAUAUGCUGAAUGAGGAAAACCUUCAGAAGAUGUUGAGACAAUAUUUGGAAAAUGGCACCAGGAAAAGGAAGAUGUGCAGAAAAAAAUAGCUGCUACAAUUUUCUGAGCAGAGUUAGCAGGACAUAAAGUUUCCCUUUCUGUUCCUCCACAGUUAGGUCUAGCUGUUGUACCAUUGUGAAUGGAGCCACAUAUAUCAUUGUCUAUAUCUUCCACUUGGUUCUUUAAGCCUUAUCAUGGGUGCAGUGAUGUUCUAUUUUGGGGAACAGUCCAUAAGGUCCCACUUCUCCAUGUGAUAAAAUCAACAUUAGGUUAUGUGAAAGCUAAAUCAUCAAUUAGGUAAUGAAACCUAGGAUUUUGCUUUCAGUGCAUAAUCAUUUCAGGUGCAUGUAUAGUUUUUUUAAAGAACCUAAACAUUUUGCAAGACUUUUAUGUGUGAUUUAUCAGAUCCAUUCAGUUUUCUUUAAUAGAGAGGAUAUAAGCAUCUGUUACAAACCAUUAUCCCAUGUCAUAUUUGAAAGAACCAACUAACUGGAUUUCAAAUGAAUAUUUUUUUUCCUUUUCUUGUCUACGUUCUUUGCACCAAAAAUAAUUGAAAACUUGUUACAGAACUCUUGACACACCUCUUGGUGUACCUUUUAAAACGCAGUCUCAUCAGAUUGCUAAAUGUCACACUUGGGACCUUGAAUUUGGUGUUCCUAGUUUGUGCAUUUAAUAAGUUCUACUUUGCCUUCUGUUGAGCAGCAACCUCUGCUUGAAUUAUGAAUAAAACAGUACUGAAAGUAGCAUAAUAGUAGCAAUGGGAACUGUUAUGGGAGUUAUUACUACUGAUAAUGAACUGCCGACAUUUCCUUGAACUCUUGUCUGUAUUUUGUUGAACUGUUGACUUCAUUCUGGUUCUAAUCCAUACCAUGCAGUAGUGUUCUUCAAGGACUACACAAAGUGUCAUAAUGUUUUAUACCAGCUAAAAGCUGCUCACCGUCCUGCUAACUACACCUGUAGAAUACCUAACGCAAACCAACUUUGAAUGACCUUCAAAAUCUGCUAUUUGGAUGAAGAGCCUUUUAUUUGUUUUUUGUUCAGUUACCACUUUAUGUGUAUCUUGUGAGGAUUUUAAGAUGCAAUAUUCACAAACUUGUACAAGACUUAUAUCUUUUAUCCAUCCAUUUCCCUGAAGCUUUAAUAUAUGAAUACAUGUGACAAUUUGCCAUA